UUUGUUUUGAGAAUUGACGGAUGGAAACCAAUACAGAAUUAUUUUUACAUUAUCAUUCGUCCGUUCCCCUUCCAUAAACAGUAAUAAACAAAUGAACAAUUGAGGACUUAUUAUCAUCAAUUAUUUUUCGAUCAUCGAGGAAAACACCGAACAACGAAAAAAUAUACAGCAAUCAGCGAUGAAUGAAGUAGACUGCAAAUUCACCUCAAAUAACCCGGUGUUGAUAACCCACAAGGUAUCAAAAAUCCUCGAAUCCGCUGAGAAAAAAAUACGAAGCGAGGGGGACACAGACCCCCUGAAGCUGCCAGAGCUGAAUUCAUUGUUCACACAGUGCAACAGUGACAAUGCAGUCGUCAGCUCGGUGACCUGCCAGGCCCUGGUAUGUCUGGUGGAGACGGGACUGUUGGAAGUGCCGCCAAUCCUGUCCAAGUUCAUCGCGAUACUCGGGGAAACGAGGAAUUAUUUACCAAUCACAUCGGCAAUAUGUGAUUUACUGAAAUUAGACUUGAAGAACAGGAAUGCUAGUGAUGAGUACACCUGUCCGUUCUCGAUAAAGGCGCCUCAGCAUCCCCUUAUCACUGUUCUCAUGCAGAAGAAUACUGUCUGGAGGGAUAUUCUGGGGCACAUGCAGUCCAUGAUUCAUCAGUCAGAUCCAAAAUUCCUGCGACACUACAUUGAGCUCCUCCGUCCAGUCUUCGUCUACAUCCUCUGUAAUCCCACAUUAAACCUCCCAGAGAGCUGCAAGCAGCAAGCCUGGCACGUGCUAAUAAGAACUGACGAAACACUCCAUCUGCAGCUGGAAAUCCUGCAAUGGCUCCCCAUGAACGACUCAAACUCCUGCGUAGACACCAGCAACAGAAUUCUGGAGCUCUCUGAAUACCUUGUAGCUUCGAAGAACACAGAGUUAUGCACAGCGUUGUUGCCUCUGGUGGCAGCAGUAGCUCUGGACCUCUUGAAACACAAUUGCGAUCCAAGAGCUAACAUCCUCAUGAUGGAAACGAUGAUAGAUUACGCUGAUGAAACAGUGGGGAGUAUCGUCAUGUUUCUGUUAUCCGAAAUCGUGGAGAUUACUCCUAGUGUUUACCUCCCAAACAUAAUCGAACUAGGUUCCAUGCUCCUCUCGAAAAGCGCCUGCAACGAGACCUCCUCCUACUCCUUCAUGGGCUCGAUCCUCCCCUGGAUGGCCUACGCCUCCCUCCUCUCCUCCGAGGCCCUAAAAACCGCAAAGUCCCUCAUAUCAUCAAUAACCGAGAAACGUGACUGGCCCCUUCCCCAGCUCCCGCAGCCCUCCCCACUCCCCGCGGGACAGCUCCAGCAUUCCAACCCAAACUACCAAUUCUACUCCAUAAUCUGUUGCCACCUCUCCCCCGAGGCCCUGGUCCCCUGGCUGGAGAGACUAUCCCAGGCCCCAGCAGGCGUUCUCCUCGCCUACAAGCACGUGCUAUCAGGCCUGUUCCUCCAGACCAGCGCCAGCCCAAUCACCUCCCUCACAUCAAAGGCCCUCUCCAGGAUCUCCAAGGCCUCCCCAGACUUCGCCCUCAACGUCCUCUCCCUGGUCCUCCACAAGCUGACAAAAUCCAAGGACAUCUCACAGACGAAGGAGGUCCUGUUCACAGUCCCAGACCUCGGCAUAUCCAAAGAGAACAUGCCCACGAUAAUCCACGUCCUGGAGACGCUGUCCUCAUCAGACGCCCCCCUGAAGUACGUCGCCAUCGAGCUCUACCUGAAGCUCUGGGAGGUGGAGCCCCGCUGCCACCGCUAUCUCCUCUCCGCCCUGAUCACCCUGACUUCCAACGACUCCUCCUUCAUGGGGACAGUCACCUGUGCCAACGCCAUGAAGCUCAUCUGCGAGAGGCGUCCAGAGCAGGGGGCAGAGCUGGUUCCCUUGCUCUCCCAAAUCCUGAACAAAUGCACCAGCAACACGGGGUCAGCUGCGAGUGCUCUCGCCCUUCGGGGCAUCUCGGCCCUCUGCGUCUCAGGAGUGGCGGACGUCUGCUCCACCUGGCGCGUGCUCUCCCCCAGGAUGAGUGGAGAGAAACGAACAGUCGUCAUUGUCAGCAUCUGCGAGUUCUUCGGGGACAUUCCGUUGGCCUCAUCUUACCUCGAGGACGACUUCAACGAGCUGCUGGGGGAGAGCCUCAGGAAACUGUGGGACUACGCCUGCCACGAGAAUAUGGAGAUCGUCGAGGCUGCCUUCAAGGCUUUGGCGUCGUACAAAGUCCAGCAGAUGAGGGUCUCCCAUCUCCCUGAGAGCUUCAGCGCGGUGCCUCGGUCUAAUGGAGGGAGGGGGGGUGGGGGGUCUGAAGAGCUCUUGGAGGAGGAGCCGGCCUACGUCCCAGGGGCCUGCUGGGUCCAGAUGCUGGGGAACGUUCGAGAGCAGGCGCUGUCCACUGCUGGCGAUCUGCUGAUUAAAUUCAUCAACGAGGAGUUGUACAGCUACAGGAGUGGAAUAUACAUGUGGCCCAUGGGGGAGCCUGUGAACUUCAAUUAUCUCCCUGACAAGAGCCCUGCGAGGAGCAUCGGGGAGUACCUGAGGCACUACGAAUCAGGGACAGCCAAAUCUAAAUUUAAUAUUGAUGGGGAUCCCCGCCACGAAUCCAACAAAUCGAGUGGAAGAGACAGGGUCGCAGUCGAGUGCAUGAGGAUUUUCUCGAUGAAGUAUCCGAAGGCGUUGCCUCCUGUUCAGUUCAGUCUGCUGAGUGAUGCCAUCAAUAUCUCUGAUGAAACUCGAGCCUAUGGUGUCUCGUUGGCGUGUCACCAGGCGGCUGUUUCACCGUCCGCUAAGGAGUAUCUCAGUAAGCUACUGGGGGAGAUGAGCGACUGCGGGUCAAUGUCUCCUCAGGAGUUCACGAAGUGCUGGCAUGUCUGUGGGCAUCUGGGUGAUGUCUGUCGGGGGGCAGCUUCGAGUGUGCUGGGACCCUUCCUUGAUGCCACGAUUAAUUACAUCGUUGAGAGGGCCAUUGUCGAUAAUGACAGUGCUGUCGUCAUGUUUAGGGAGGUCAUGAAGAGUUUUGCGAAUAUUCUGAGGGAUGACCUGGUGCUUCAUGAUAAUAAGACCAUAAUUGGGAAUAUUCUGGAGAGAUUGGGGGACAAAGUCGACGUUGAUCACAAGAUAUUUGGGAGUAUUGUCGAGGCGAUGCUGGAAUUGCCGACGGAACAGAUCGAGAGGAUGACUUUGCCGAGUGUCUGGGAGGAGGUAACGACGGAGAGACUGGAGAAGGCUAUCGAAAUUCGAGGGGGGUUGGUGAUGAAGAGGAAUAAUGAGAUUCCCUUGAGCUGGAUGAAUGAAAUGCUUUGGGUGUGUUCGACGGUGCCGAGUGGGCAGAGGAGGCUGUUGAGGACGCUGCAGAGGAUUCUGGGGGAACUGAGGCAGGAGAAGUCGAAUGCUGGGUGGUCUUGGGACCUCAUGCGCAGGAUUCAGGCUUCGAUUGUGGAUGCUGAUGAUGAUAAGUCGGUGAAGGCUGCUGAGUUCCUCUGCGAUGCACUCUUCGUUACGAUUAUCGUAGUGACUUGUGAUGACUACUUGUUGGGGGAGGAGGGACUCGUUGCCUCGUCGCGGGAGGUCAGGGGGGAGCUGUUUCCGCACGCUGUUUACAGGGUUAGUCAGCUGCCUUGUUGGAAGAAUAUCGUGCAGCAGAUUAUGGAAUGGCUACAUCUUGUCAGAACGAGUUGUCUACCUGCAACGUACAAAAGUAUCUUUCAUAAUGCCCUAACGUCACUUAAGAAAGAACUGUAUUUAAAUGAGCACUGGACGAGAUAUUUAUCUGUUAAGAGUCCAUUGAGUUAUUCGGUACAUUCAAAAGACUAGAUUUUGAGAAAUUAUAAAAAUUAGUUCAUUGAAAUGCAGUGGGUCAUUAUUCCCACAAAUAUUAAUCUGGCUCAGGACCCCAACGAGGCUGCGAAUCAACUCGUUGAUUGUGCAGAUCAUCGUCCAGAAGAAAGUCUGAGAUUUAAUUUUAAUAUUAAAGUACCUAAUGUUUUAAUACGAUUUUCGUUUUAAAUAAAUCUACUAUUUUACAGUAA
Diachasma alloeum is the source of this 4023-nucleotide messenger RNA. Its product is annotated as focadhesin. The transcript is spliced from 5 exons. Bases 179 to 3808 code for a protein of 1209 amino acids. NCBI's taxonomy places the organism in Eukaryota, Metazoa, Arthropoda, Insecta, Hymenoptera, Braconidae. Gene Ontology annotation, biological process: regulation of post-transcriptional gene silencing. The record is from RefSeq and is a predicted model, not a curated record.